AUGUCUUUCUCUUCGCGCCGGAGUGUGCGAUGGGUCUCCUUCGCCUCCAUCAUUCUACCUAGUUUGGCCACGACCCAAGGAACUUACCACCUCGAAGAAACAUUCAAGGGCCGAAACAUCCUCAAUCAUUUUCACGUUUAUGAAGGUAGUGAUCCUACCAAUGGAUUUGUCACAUAUGUCAACCAGAGCUACGCGGAAGACUCAGGUCUCAUCGACAUAACUUCCUCGGGAGGCCUGUACAUGGGCGUCGACCAUACGACCGUGCUCAACGUGGACGGCCCCGGCCGUGACUCUGUGCGGAUUGAAACCAAGGACUACUAUGAGCAGGGACUAUAUAUUAUAGAUAUUCAGCACAUGCCCGGCAGCAUCUGCGGAACAUGGCCCGCAUUCUGGUCCGUGGGCCCGAACUGGCCCAACGAUGGCGAAAUUGAUAUCAUCGAGGGAGUCAAUAAGAACGAGGCCAACGAGAUCGUCCUCCAUACCAGCGGCUCAUGCGAUGUGGGCGGUAACAAUGAUAUGUCCGGUAACAUCACAUCUACCGAGUGUGGGGAGGCCUCCGGGACCAUCGGUUGUGUCGUCGACGGUGCGCAAGGGUCAUUCGGCACGCCGUUCAACUCGCAAAAUGGCGGCGUGUACGCCAUGGAGUGGGCUUCGGACUUUAUCAAAAUCUGGUUCUUCCCCCGAUCCUCGAUCCCGGCCUCCAUCACCAAGGAGAGCCCUAAUACCACUGAGUUUGGAACACCCAUGGCCCAUCUGGAGGGUACCUGUGAUUUCAGCCAACGAUUCUCGUCGCAAAAGUUCAUUUUGGACACUACCUUUUGCGGCGACUGGGCUGGAAAUGUGUUCGGCAAGAGCGAAUGCCCUAUGAGUGACUCUAGCAGCCCGAUGAAGAGCUGCGUCAACUAUGUGGCCGAGAAUCCCGCCGUUUUCAAGGAAUCAUACUGGGAAAUCAACUCUUUCAAUGUAUACAAGACUGGCGCCUCUAGUACCUCUAGUAGCAGCUCUGCCACUUCCCCUACAACCCGCACAGCGACGUUGGAAAGCACAACAACUACAUCAACAGUCGCUAAACCCGAGACUUCGGUGACUACAGCCACUGUGAGCAGACAUUCUAGUGUUCCUUCGACGGCAGAGCCAGAGGACUCCGAACCCGUGUCCACCAUGACCAGCUAUGUAACGUUAACAACCAAGCUCUGCCCUCUCAGCCAGAGCCGCCUGCAAGUCCCCACAGCACAGGCGGUUUCACACGCCGCUGAAUCCUCAAGCGUAUCGCUGUCUUCC
Aspergillus ochraceoroseus IBT 24754 is the source of this 1281-nucleotide messenger RNA. It is a transcript of the gene eng2, whose product is annotated as putative GPI anchored endo-1,3(4)-beta-glucanase. The transcript has a single exon. Gene Ontology annotation, molecular function: hydrolase activity, hydrolyzing O-glycosyl compounds. The record is from RefSeq and is a predicted model, not a curated record. The annotation marks the transcript as partial. Gene Ontology annotation, biological process: glucan catabolic process. NCBI's taxonomy places the organism in Eukaryota, Fungi, Ascomycota, Eurotiomycetes, Eurotiales, Aspergillaceae.